Leptopilina heterotoma is the source of this 1505-nucleotide messenger RNA. RefSeq names its product 39S ribosomal protein L3, mitochondrial (gene mRpL3). The record is from RefSeq and is a predicted model, not a curated record. Gene Ontology annotation, cellular component: ribosome; mitochondrial large ribosomal subunit. The transcript is spliced from 6 exons. Gene Ontology annotation, biological process: translation. Bases 323 to 1450 code for a protein of 375 amino acids. Lineage: Eukaryota; Metazoa; Arthropoda; Insecta; Hymenoptera; Figitidae. Gene Ontology annotation, molecular function: structural constituent of ribosome.
AGGUUUUACCGGUAGUCCGCCAGACUUUCCAUGUGCAUUUGAGUUUUAAUUUUUAUAUAUUUAUUAUUUUGUUAAAUAAAAUAACUCCUAUUUGUUAAAUAAGUUUUCUUUAUUCUCAUUGUAAGACAAAUUUUGUUACGGUUAGUGAACAAUUUAAAGAAACAGUAAAUCGAGUAAAAUUCAGUAACUAGUAAAUUUCAUUAUAAAGUGAAAUUUUAGGUUAGGUUUGUUAUUUAUAAUAUGCAGUGAAAUUAUUAUAAAAUACGAAAUAAAAUAAUAGAAUAUAAUUUAUAACAAUACAAGAAACAAUUGUUUAAAAAACAUGUCAUCCCUGUGGAAAUUUACUAAACAAUUACAAUUAAUUCCCAGUAUUCUUCAACCAAAAAUCAAUGUAACAGAAUUAACACAAAGGGGAAUGAAGACACUUAAUCGUCCACCGAAAAAACGUUUAUCGCCCUGGCUAAAAACACCACAGGCUCCAUUAAAUGAUGUUCUUCAGGAAAGAAUUUCCGAUGAUAAUAAGGAAUUUAUUCACGAAGUCCUCACAGACAUGUACCCAGAAGUUAAUCCAAAUUAUAAAUCUCCACUUAAAAUUGAGCCUAUAGAACCAAACGUUCAGUGGACAAAACAUUCGCAACGUUGUGGAGUUCUUGCAAAGAAAAUUGGUGUUACCUUAAUGUGGACGAAAAGUGGAAAACCAGUCAAAACCACUCUUCUGCAGGUUGUUGAUAAUCACGUCAUUAAAUAUACUCCACCAGAACUUUUUAAUCCAAAAAUAGGAAAACCAAGAAUUCAAGUUAAAAAACAUUUGGGUUGCCUAAUAGUCGGAGCUGUCUCCACUGAUCCUCAAUUUUUGACAAAAGAUUACAGUGAUUUGUUCGAAAGAUCUGGUGUUAUGCCUAAGAAAGCGUUGGCAAGAUUUAAGAUAACUGCAGAUGCUGCACUACAGCCAGGAACACCUCUUUAUGCCACUCACUUCAAACCCGGAGAUGUUGUGGACAUUAGAGCAAAAACAGUUGAUCGAGGAUUUCAGGGAGUCAUGAGACGCUGGGGUUUUAAAGGACAACCCGCGACUCAUGGUCAAACUAAAACUCAUAGACGACCUGGAAAUAUUGGCUCAGGUGGUGAGAGAGGAGUUAUACCUGGCACUAAAAUGCCCGGUCACAUGGGUAACAGAUACCGUGUCUUGAGAGGCAUUCAGAUUUUAAGGAUCAAUACAAAAUUUAAUGUACUCUUUGUUAGGGGUACUGCCAUACCUGGAGAAAUAAAUAAUAUAAUUCAAAUUUUCGAUACUAAAUUAUUAAGAAGGAAACACAAAGAAGCGCCUGCUUUUCCAACAUAUUUCCCAACUGGCGAUGAACCUGAAGAACUUUACAUGGACGAGAUGCAUCAUUUUGGUGAAGCUACAAUCGAAUUCGAAGAACCACAACAACAAACAAAAAAGAAAUAAAGAAAAUUUUGUUCCAUAUAAAUAAAUAAAUAAAUAGAUUUUUAAAUAUAAAGAA